CGUGUAUUAAGACCCCACUUGAAUUUGUAUGACACUUUAUUUUUUCUUCUUCUUUUUUUUUAUUUAUUCAUUCCUUUCUCAUCUUAUCUAUUCUAGUCACUCAUUUACCAUGUCAACAAAAGAAGAAGCAUGGGUUGAAAUACCCAAUCCUAUAUCUACCCAUUGUUUUUAUGCUAAUCUCACAACAGGUGAAGGUUCUUGGACUAAACCAGCCAAUCAUAUCAUUCAACAAAGUGAUUGGUGGGAACUCUGGGAUGAAAAGAACAAGCUGCCUUAUUAUUAUCAUACACGUGCCAAUACCUCAAAUUGGAUCAAGCCCACUGAUGCGCAUGUCAUUUCAUUGCUUCAUAUUAAAUUACCAGACGAAUUUGCCAGCCUUAUGCAUGAACCUAUCUCGAAACGCAACAGCAAAUCACUCGAUUUACCCCAUCCUCAUGAUACCAAAAGACAUACUCGAUCCACAUCAGACGGUGGUAAAGAAGACAUAGACCGAGUCAUGAUUCAAAUGCCACCACAAAAUACAGAUACACAUUCACUUUCAUCUGCCUUAUUCAGUAGAAAACAGAGCUAUUGUUCUGUUCAAAAAGUAAGUUGUGUCCAUAACAUUGAUGUACUUACGCUUGAUCAGGAAACCCAUGAUUCAAAAGCAUCCAGAAGAGCAUCUCAUUUCUCAGCCUUUUCUAGUUUUACAAAAUCAUCCAAUCCACUCAAAAGCCUUGUUUCUCGGUCCUCAGAAAGUAGAUAUUCACUUGCCACUCAGCCUGAAAAACCUACUUUACCUGCUGGUUUACAACAAGAAAUCACUCGGUUUGCUAUUGAUGGAUUUGCUCAAAAGUAUUUCUCGACCCACAAACGAGGUUUAUUCAGAAGAAGAGUGCCUAUGCAUCAAAUGCUGAAAUGGACUAAAGAUUCCAUCAAACAACCCUUGAUGAUGCUGAAUAAAGACCUUCAUAAAGAUGCAUUAAAAUGCUUCAAACAACUACAGAUGAUUAUGGGAGAUAGACCUCGAUCUCGUCACUCCAAUGAUAUUGAAGACAUUCAAUCGAUCCUUACGUGCGGUAUCACUAAGGGACAGAUGCGAGAUGAAAUCUAUGUUCAGAUCUGCAAACAAUUAGAAGAUAAUCCGCACAGUCACAGUAUCAAGAAGGGCUGGGAAAUGCUCUGUAUUGUCACCAUCACAUUCCCUCCUUCAAAAAACCUUGAAUCUUACUUGACUGAUUUUGUACAACAACACCACCAGGUAGAAGAGAACAAGGUGGACAUCUUUAGUCAGCAUGUCUCGAUCAAACUCAAACGUAUCUGUAUUCGAGGAGCCAAGGGAAAAGUAUUGACCAGUGCAGAAAUCAAUCGAGCUAAAGAAGCACCUUUUAAGCCAUCUGUGUUUGGUGAAUCCUUGGAUUUUAUUAUGCAAUUACAAGCCAAUCGUUAUCCUCCAUUAUGUAUUCCUCAAAUUGUACCCUUUUUAGCAAACACAGUGCGUGAGACCCAUGGACAGAUGUCUGAAGGUAUCUUCCGUGUGUCUGGUGAUGCAGAUGCUGUCACUGAUUUAAGAGUACGCAUUGAGAAUGGCAAUUAUGAUGCGACUGGUAUCACAGAUCCCAAUGUGCCUGCUUCUUUGCUGAAAUACUGGCUAAGAGACCUUGCUGAACCCAUUGUGUCUUCAAAGGACUAUGAGGACUGUAUUCAAUAUGCUGAAGAACCCGAAAAAGCGAUUGCUAUCAUCAAUCGAUUACCAGACACAAACAGGCGUAUUGCUUUAUUUACCAUUAGUUUCUUACAGGAAUUCGCGGAUCCCUCAGUUAUCAAACAUACACUCAUGAAUGUCAAUAAUCUUGCUAUGGUAUUUGCACCUAAUUUCUUACGUUGCCCUUCUGAAAGUCUAACCACCGUCUUUGAAAACUCAAAAUAUGAACAAGCCUUCUUGAGAACAUUAAUCAAUGAGAUGGUGAUUGAUGCUCAUGCUUGUGCUUAUGAUCCUGAUACAACCAAAGCCGUCGGACAUUUAAAUUCAUCUCUUUAAUCUCUUGUACGAUGUAUACCUUUAAUAAUAAUAAUAAAAAAAAUUAGAUUUUUUGAAACGCAUUUAUGCAGCUCUUUUAACAUUUAAGCGGCGAUCCAUAAGAAGAACAGAGACAAUAAAGUUGUAUUCCCGCUCAGACAUGAUUGGAGAAGAAGCAUA
Messenger RNA from Gilbertella persicaria, 2179 nucleotides. RefSeq lists its product as uncharacterized. The transcript is spliced from 8 exons. The record is from RefSeq and is a predicted model, not a curated record. Gene Ontology annotation, biological process: signal transduction. Gene Ontology annotation, molecular function: protein binding; GTPase activator activity. Lineage: Eukaryota; Fungi; Mucoromycota; Mucoromycetes; Mucorales; Choanephoraceae. Gene Ontology annotation, cellular component: cytoplasm; cytoskeleton. Bases 29 to 2020 code for a protein of 663 amino acids.